Magallana angulata is the source of this 4512-nucleotide messenger RNA. Its product is annotated as antiviral innate immune response receptor RIG-I-like. Gene Ontology annotation, molecular function: ATP binding; nucleic acid binding. Gene Ontology annotation, cellular component: cytoplasm. The coding region runs from base 347 to 3973 and encodes 1208 amino acids. The record is from RefSeq and is a predicted model, not a curated record. The transcript has 16 exons. NCBI's taxonomy places the organism in Eukaryota, Metazoa, Mollusca, Bivalvia, Ostreida, Ostreidae.
AUUUGACACAUCUUAAUAUAGAUAUGGGAAUCCCCCUCUGGAAUCGACACAUAAAAUGUUGGUGAUAUUUUGGCCAGAAUGUGAUAACUUUGGCACAUCAAAGUGAAAGUGUGAAAGAGAAAGCAAAAGGAGAAUUUCAUGGAAAGUUUAAAAGUUUUUCGGAUUUUUUACACAGUUUAAAAUAACAACUGAUGUAAAGGGAUAGCUGAGUUGUGAUUAAUUUUGGUAUUUUAUUACCUGAGAAUUCAAACCACUGAGAUUGAUGAAAGAUUCCUGGUUAAUUAAUUUAUAGCUGUACUGCCACCUGACUGCAUGCUGUAUAUAGAAAAAUCACUCUCGUGAUAAAAUGGCCUCGAGUAGCAUUGGUUUACCCAGCUGUCCUGAGCUUAAUCCUCGGAGUAUACAGGAAUCGGACAAAUGUAGUUUUCUUGGAGAGGGUGAAAAAUUAGGGAGCUCUCUGUUCAAAGAGGAGCCGAGUCCAAGAGAUGCUGUAGAACCAAUUGAUUCCAAAAGUAAAAAAGAAUUAUCCCCACAGACUAGUGGUCAGGCCAUGGCCUUGCAGGUGCCGUCCAAAUUACACCAGGCACCAGCCAUUCGUUCCAUGAAAGCUGUUGACCAUUAUCCAAGUCUGGACAAUCCUGAUUACAUGCUCUCCUCCCUGGAGCCAGAAGAUGAGGAUGAGGUUCCACAUUUCAUACGGUUGUACAGGCCCAUGAUUGUUAAAUGUGUGGAUUGUGUCCCAUUACUUCCUCAGCUCAGAGAUAUAAUUGAUAGCCAAGGAGAAAGAAACAAAAUAAAGAAUACUUCAAAAACUGACGGGCCAGAGGCUGGCAUGGAUUUGUUUUUGAAAGUUUUGGAAAAAAAAGUCAGCCAUCGUGAUCGUUGGUUCCGCUUUGUUGAUGCUAUAAAAAAUGCAGAUUUUGAAUAUGUUGCAAAGGUUUUAGAGAAACAGGAAAUAAUUAACACAGCAAUUUACACAACACAGGCCCGUCUCAUUGACAUUUUUGCCCACGUCAUCUACAAAAAGCUGAAGCCAAGUGAAAUCCUUGUGGAUUUGUUUGCCCAAAAAGUCUUAAACAGAGAGACGUUUGACGCAGUGAGGCGUGAUGAGGAACACAAUGGAGAGUCAUCAGCGACCAUCGUCCUUAUUGAUAAUAUAUGGCGAUUUCAUAGAAAUUGGUUCAAUAUCUUUCUAGAGGUUCUCUGCAAACAUAAAUACAAAGAUAUAGUGAAGGAGAUUGAUCCUUCAUUUUUAGAGAAAAGAGAAAUGAAAUUAAAGGAAAGCAGUGAGAAUAGUUCAGAUUCCUUGGAUAUGGAGAAAAUAGAUGGGGACACUGACUCUAAAUCCAGCCUUUUGAAGAGAGAGUUCUCCAGCAACUCACUUUCUCCCAGCAAGCAGGAAGCAGAUAAAAACAGCUCCAUUCAGGAAAACUAUCUUUCUGAUACAUUUGAAGCUCCAACAUCAGUGAACAACUUGAGUGGAAACACCUUGCAAGAGAGUCUGGACUUAGAAGUUGACCAGCUGACCCAGAAUCUGGACAGUUCCCUGAUGGAGGACUCCGAGCAGACGAACAGGAAGCUAGUGGAGGAUGAUGGGAGUUUACAGUCAAGCAACGUCAGCAGAAGGUUGCAGAUGACGACCACAGACACCAGGAGUUUACAAUCGAAUACAGACAACAACAUGGGAAGUAUGGUGGGGGUUGACUCACUGGCUGUGAUGAAUGUUUGCCAGAGCUUGGACAGAGAAGUGGAGUCCGCAGUUAACAGACCGAAUAUCAUCAGAAGCAGUAUGGCUGAAAGCUUACUGGAAUCGAACAAACAGGUUAACUUGGACGAUUCUGAUGACGAAGAGGACGGUAUCGGUCCAGUAAAGGAACUGGAAUUGAGAAGUUAUCAGAUGGAACUGGCAAGGCCGUCAUUGGAAGGCAAGAACUCCGUUAUUGUAGCUCCUACAGGGAGUGGCAAAACCCACGUUGCACUGUACAUCAUAAAGCACCACAUGGAGAGCAUCAAGUCCAUCAGACAUCCAAAGGUAAUUUUCCUGGUGGAGCAAAGUGCCCUUGCCGAGCAACAAGGCAAGCAGUGCACGACCUAUCUUCCGUGUAAGGUCAAGGUCAUCACUGGGGAAUCCCAGAGGAAUGAGAGAAUGAAGUCCUUGAAUGAGUGGAUAACAAGGCGUGAUCUGCUGGUGGUGACCGCCCAGAUUUUGUUGAAUGCUUUGAGAGAUGGUAUUGUUAGUGUGACCGAUUUCUCCCUGAUGGUCUUUGAUGAGUGUCACCAUACCAACGACAACCAUUCCUACAACAUGAUCAUGAAUCGUUACCUCGACAUCAAGUUACAGGACAGAGAGAGGGCUAAAACCUUACCCAUGAUAGUCGGAAUGACUGCUUCGGUGGGCGUUGGAAAGGCUACAGAGGACAUGAAGGCUAAAAGACACAUUGAGAAGGUCUUGGCAAACAUGGACGCAGAAAUGAUUGUCACAGUCACAGAGAAUAUAAUGGAGCUCAAGAAAUAUGUCAACAUACCUAAACAGAAACUAUACAAGGUGACGAAAAGAGAGAAAGACCACUUUGGAACUCUUCUGCACAAACUGAUGGAUGCUACAGAAAAGUACAUGAAAAAUUCAAAAUAUCUAGAACAGGUCAGGAAGCCUGAUACUGUGCUGAAGCCUCCCCUGGAGAAGGGCAGCGAUCAGUACACACAGUGGGUCAGUAUGCUGUGGCGAGAGACGGCCAAGAUCCAGGACCAAGUUGCCGGCAGGUUCUUUGACACCUGUCGUAAAUAUCUAGAUUUAUACAACAAAGCUCUGAUUAUCUACAAAGAUGCCCGCCCUUCUGAUGCCUUAUCAUUCAUCCUCAAGGAGUUAAGAAAAUGGGAACAAACAGUCAUACCUGACGAAACAGAACUCAAAAUGAAGCGAAUGUUUGACAAGACAAAACCGACCUUGGAAAAAUUAAUCGAUGAUCCUAAACAUAGAAAUCCUAAACUAAUGGCUUUGAGGCAUAUGAUCGGGGAUUACUUCAAGGAGAAUCCAGAUGCCAGAGUCAUUGUGUUUGUCAAGACUAGGGAACUGGUAAAGGCCAUUGAAACCUACAUGAAGGAGACUGAAGAACUGAGAAUUCUAAACCCGAUUCAAUUUGUGGGUGUUCAAGCCAACAAAGAGAGUGGAGGAAUGACCAAGGUGGAACAGGAUGAAAUCCUAGAACUCUUUAAAGAGGGAAACCACAAAGUUAUCAUAGCCACCUCAGUGGCCGAGGAAGGCCUGGACAUCCAGAAAUGUAGCCUGGUGGUGCGCUACGAUCAUGUGACCAAUGAGAUUGCUAUGGUGCAGUCAAGAGGUAGAGGAAGGGCAGAAGACAGCAAGUAUGUGGUUUUAGCUUCAGAAGACAGCAACACAAUCAAGAAAGAGGAGCUAAAUCAAAUGCGAGAGAUCAUGAUGAACCGAGCCAUUGAAAGAGUACGGGCAGAGCUGAGCACGGACAAAGAGGCGGUGCUUCGUCGAGUCAGAGAAAUCCAGCAGGCCGAGAAAGUCGCCAGAGACAUUGCCCUCAAAAACCGCAAAGCUGCUCAGGCGAAUUUGGGAGAAUUCAAGAUCACCUGCAAUCCAUGCCGAAACUUCAUCUGCAUGUCCACCGACAUCAAGAAGAUCGAAAACGCCCACCAUGCGGCCAUCAACGAGGACAUCAUGGAAAAUGUCAAGGUCAUUUCCUCGGUUCCAGAUUUCGAGAAUGAUGUCAUCAGUUGUGGAGCAGGUAAAGUGUUCUGCAAAAAAUGCGGGAACCCAGUGGGAAACGUGAGCAUCUACAAGAACGCCCAGUUCUGUAUUCUGAAGUGCGAGUGUUUGAUCAUGAUCGACAGUGCAGGAAAUGGUAUCACCAAGAAACGCUGGAAACAAGCUCCGUUUAUGGUGCCCCCGCUGACCCCAAGUGACCUUGAGAGGAGGAUUCAAGGAGAAAAAUACAUUGAAUGCUAAGUACUGGUAAAGCCUUAUUGCUUCACAAAAAUGUUGUUGGUGAUUUAUUUUCAAUGGUUCCAUUGAAGAGAAACUUUAGACUAUAUGUUUUCCAGUUUUCAUCUUUUUACAUGUGUACCAUACGAUGAAGAAAAGAAAUGAAACCAUGUGUUUUAUCUGCUGUACCAGACUCUCCAUAAAGUGUCUGACAACAAAAAGUGCUUUAUGUAUUAUAUAUUUUUUUUUUUUUGAAAAUUGAUUGCAUUUGAUUAUUAUACAUGUUUUGUCGAUCAAUGAAUAUUGUUGUCUUUUGCAGAAUAUAAAGAGACAGAUUCUUGCUAAUCAAAAUUUAAAAACAGAUUGCGAUUGUCUCAUGCAAACUAUAAAAUAUCUGUAACAUUUAUGUUAAUUAGUGACAUAUCACUAUGAUAUCAGUAUAUGAGAGCUUGAGGGCUUGAAUUUUGAAUAGAUUGAUGUCAUUUUUGAAGUACACAAAUGUUGGAAAUAUGUACAGUGUAUGUUAAAUUAACCUUUUAAUUAAUGUGCCAUUAAUGGUUGUG